This is a messenger RNA of Rhodotorula toruloides NP11, 651 nucleotides long. RefSeq lists its product as uncharacterized. The transcript has 9 exons. Bases 1 to 651 code for a protein of 216 amino acids. Lineage: Eukaryota; Fungi; Basidiomycota; Microbotryomycetes; Sporidiobolales; Sporidiobolaceae. The record is from RefSeq and is a predicted model, not a curated record.
AUGUCCGAGUCCAUCAAACGCCGUGAAGAAGUCCUCCGGGAGGUCCGCCGUCACAUCGAACAUUACAAAGUCGCAUGGGACCGCAUUGGUCGGUACGGCGGCUCUGGGCGCGCAGCACUCGACGUUCUGGAGGACAUAUCGCAACGAGAGGGCGACAUUCCGUCCAUGGACGAUACCGAGGAGGUGGAAGAGGCUGAAGCUGAGAUCAAGCAUUUACGCGAGAUUCUCAAGACCCUCGACAACCACGACAAGAUUGAGCCACUGUUUGCUGAGCAAGAGAAGCAGAUGCGAGAGGUGUACGCGAUCCAGGCCAACUGUGGCAAGAAGGGAGAGAUCGACAUAGUCGAUGCGAUUAACCCGCUCAUCGAUGGCGCAUACGAGUAUGCCGAAGCUGGGCAGACCCGCCACAUGGGGACGACUCUCGUCAACAAGCAGCACACCAAUUGGGUGAAGGAGAACGCUCGGCGUAAGCAAGAACGCAGGGAGGUCGCGAGCAGGGGCGGACCGUCGCGUCGCAAGACCAGCUUGCUCAGCCACACCGAGGUCGUUCCGCGGACUCCUUCGCCGGCUGCGGAGCAGGCGCUUGCUAAGGCGCGUCGGUCUGGCGGCGGCUUCAGGGCCGGAUUGCGGUACUUCGGCUGGCACUACUAG